AUGGUUUGGUUGUUUCUUUCCUUUCUCCUCUCCAUUUCAGCUAAAGAUAUCAGAGCUGAUACAUAUAGCGCGUACCUCUUUAUAGAUAUUUAAGGACAAUUACUUUUAAAAAGAAAAAAUUUGAUUUAAAAUUAAAAAAUUAUCUUAUAUCUCCAGUUUUAAAUUUGACUUUUCAGAAUAUUUUAAAAUGCCAAAAUGAAUGCUUCUUUUAAUGUAUUUUUCCCCCCCGAAACCAAUAUUAAGCAAGGAGCUAUAUCUAGUAAACCUAGACGACGCUCCAGAAGCUCGUUGGAGAAAUGUAAUUGAAGGCAAACUUCUUCAAAUGAAAUCUUUUAUCAAGUAUAUUGAAGAUGAAGUUGGCUCAGGCGAAAUCAUGACCGCUGCAGCACUCCUUAAACUUGCCCACCUUGAAGAGAGCCAGAAAAAAGAACUAGAAGGAAUCUCCAAGCUUUCAGGUUUCAGCUACAACACCAUUUUGGUGCUUAAUUUCAUGUAUGAGUUUUACUCAUCAUGCACAUCAAUAGUAGUAAAUACACCAGACCACCAUGUAUUAUUUGGCAGAAAUCUAGACUAUGACUACGCAAAAUACAUAAACAAGCUAGUUGUGGAGGUUGAUUUUAUUAAAAAUGGGAAGCUUGCUUUCAAGGCUGUAACUAUGGCUGGAUUCAUUGGAAUCCUUACUGGGGUGAAGCCAAAUGGGUUUGCAAUUUCACUUAACCAAAGGACUAUGCAUGACAGUGCUAAAUUUUGGGAGUCACUUUCUAUUGUGUCUGGGCAUACAGCUUCAGCUUUUGCUAUAAGGACCGCAUUUGAAGCCAAAAACACUUAUCAGGAAGCCAAAAACUACUUAAAAAAUGUCCCAUUAAUUGCAGGGAGCUAUUUUACUAUUGGAGGAGUCAACGAAAAUGAAGGUGCUGUAAUCACCAGAAGCAGAAAUUAUGCUGCUGAUGUGUGGGAGAUGAAUGAGAAAAGAUGGUUUUUAGUGCAAACUAAUUAUGAUCAUUGGCUUGUCCAUCCAAAAAGUGAUGAUAGAUACCAUCCAGCUGUUGAUAUUAUUGAAAAAGCUGGGGAAGGAAACGUGGAUAAAGGAGUCUUAUUUAAAGUCCUCGGAACUCCUCCAGUGCUGGAAAUUGAUAAUUCUACUAUCCAUUCUACUGUGAUGAAUCCUUAUACAGGAGAGCUUGACAACUGGGUAAGAAUUUAUGAGUAA
This is a messenger RNA of Blepharisma stoltei, 1210 nucleotides long. The record is from the annotation of a GenBank genome assembly. NCBI's taxonomy places the organism in Eukaryota, Ciliophora, Heterotrichea, Heterotrichida, Blepharismidae.